AUGCAAAUAGAAUAUGUUAAACCAACGAAAAAUAUAUCCGUUGGAAUAUAUGGAUGGAGAAAACGUUGUUUAUACGGCCUUAUAAUUGUUUUAACAUUCGUUGUUUUUAUUAAUAUAUGUUUAACAUUUUGGUUAUCAGUUGCAUUGGGCCUCCAUUGGGGAAGUAUUGGACCAAUUUCAAUAUUUAAAAAUCAUGUUAUAUUUCGAUCACCAGUGGUACUUAAAGAUGGUCUCAUUGCAAGUAAAAUUUUUAGCGGUGAUCAGUCAUUCAGUAUUCAAUCAGAUAAAAGUGUUCAUAUUCAAAGUGGAUCAAAAACUAAACAUUCAGCAUUAACUAUUGAUAAACAAGGAAUUCAUGCUAAUUGUGAACAAUUUCAAAUAAAUGAUCGAACUGGUUCAAAACUCGUUGCUAUUGAUUCAUCACAAAUUCAAGUUUAUACUGAUGAUUUAUCAAUUGUUUCUGAGCAAAAACGUUUAGAACUUCCACAUUUAAUGACAAAUUCUAUUAGUUCAGAUAAAAAUUUAAGUCUAUCAGCAACUGAUGGUCGAUUAAUGUUAACAUCUAAUAGUGAUAUUGAUAUAUCAGCUCGGCAAACAUUAGAUUUAGUUGCUAAUGAUAUUAUAAUAAAAUCUCAUACGAUUCGUCUUCAAAAUGAACAUAUUUAUUUUGAAAAAUUACGUUUUUUUGAUCGUGCGAAAGGACCAGUUGUAGGUCGUAGUUCUCAAUCAUAUUCUGUAUGUAUUUGUGAAAAUGGUCUUGUUUUCGCUGCGAUUGAUUGUCGUCAACAUACAUUUGAUUGUCAUAAUAAUAAUAAUAAAAAAACGAUGGGAGAAUUGAUUGAAAUACAAGAAUUUGAAGCAUCAGAAGAUCGUAUAUGGUGUGUAUCAUGGAAUCCAACAGGAACAUUACUUGCAUCAUGUGGUUCAGACAAAAUAAUCAGACUUUGGGGACGUGAAGGAGAACGAAAUUGGGUAUGCAAAAGUUCAAUUAGUGAUGGCCAUACACGAUCUAUUCGUUCUGUAGCUUGGUCACUUUGUGGUAAUCGUCUUGCAUCAGCAGGUUUCGAUGCUAAAGUAACAAUAUGGGAGAGAGAUGGACAAGAUUUUGUUAUACAAACAAUAUUAGAAGGUCAUGAGAAUGAAGUUAAAGAUAUUGCUUUUUCUCGGAGUGGACUUUAUUUGGCAACUUGUGGACGAGAUAAAAGUGUUUGGAUUUGGGAAUAUAAUGAAGAUGAGAAUGAUUUUGCUUGUGCUGCAGUUUUAACAACACAUACACAAGAUGUUAAACAUCUAAAAUGGCAUCCACAAAAAGAUGUUUUAGCCUCAUGUAGUUAUGAUGAUACAAUUAAAAUGUUUAUCGAAGAUAAUGAUGAUUGGUCGUGUGCAUGUAGUUUAGAUUCUCAUACAUCAACAGUUUGGUCAUGUGAUUUUGAUGCUACUGGAAAACGACUUGUUUCAUGUAGUGAUGAUAAAACAGUUAAAAUAUGGCAAGCAUACGAGAAAAAUAAUCGAGAAGGUAUACGUUCAUCAAAUGGUAUCUAUCCAGUAUGGAAAUGUGUAUGUACUAUUAGUGGUUAUCAUACACAAACUAUUUAUGAUGUUAAAUGGUGUCCUUUGACUGGUUUGAUUGCUACAGCAUCUGGUGACAAUGGUAUAAGAAUUUUUCGUGAAGAAGAAUCAAAGCAAGCAGAUGCUCCACCAAGUUUUUCAUUAAUUGCAUCAAAUACUACUGCUCAUUUACAAGAUGUUAAUCGAAUAUCAUUCCAUCCAAAAGAACCUGGUUUAUUAGCAUCAUGUUCUGAUGAUGGUACAAUUAAACUAUGGCGUAUUGAAAUAAAAUCUUCCUGA
Adineta steineri is the source of this 1848-nucleotide messenger RNA. Lineage: Eukaryota; Metazoa; Rotifera; Eurotatoria; Adinetida; Adinetidae. The record is from the annotation of a GenBank genome assembly.